Trichophyton benhamiae CBS 112371 is the source of this 2694-nucleotide messenger RNA. RefSeq lists its product as uncharacterized. Lineage: Eukaryota; Fungi; Ascomycota; Eurotiomycetes; Onygenales; Arthrodermataceae. The transcript has 3 exons. Bases 1 to 2694 code for a protein of 897 amino acids. The record is from RefSeq and is a predicted model, not a curated record. Gene Ontology annotation, biological process: DNA replication initiation. Gene Ontology annotation, cellular component: DNA replication preinitiation complex.
AUGGCUACGUGUCUCCCCCUCCUAACGACUUCGAAGGUGCCAUCUAGGGGCUCGUUGGACGAUAGCCAUGAUUCCUUUCCCCCUUCGAAAAGAUUAAAGUUAGAUAAUGACAGUGAUGGUGCUGUUGCCUUAAUACCGCGCUCUCGAAUUCCGCUAUCAUGGCUGGAUACGUGCCUGUCAUCUCCACGACGCAUACGACCAGGAAGCCUAUUCACGGCAAAUAUACCCGCUCUUGAGCAGAGUCUUUCCGGCGAGAAUGCCUCAUCUGUGUUGGCCGCGGCAAUUUCAGAUACGGUGGAACGCCAUUACGGCGAAGUACUGAAAGAGUACUACGUGGUUGAAAGGGUGAAGCGAUACGUAUAUGCUAUAUGUCCUCUAAGGGGCGUAGUUCAGGAAGGGGAUUUGGCAGUUGCAUCCAAAUCCAGCGGAGUUCAGGAAGAGUUUGGACCUGUUCAGUCGCCUUCCGACCCAUUCACGGACAGCCUGGAAUUUGCUACCAUUCCUGAUAUUGAUUUGUUCCAAGAAAUACCUGCUCAAGCUGUCUCCUUCGCUUUUGGAGACUCCCCGCAUGAAGACCCCGUGUCGAGCCAGUUCGACAGAACCGGGACAUCACCAGCAGUUGCAACAGAAGUAUCUCCAAAAGAGGGAGACAAAAUUGAGCUUGGCAUCAGUCUGUCUGCCGAAUAUUUCGCUGACAGCCAAAUUCUUCCGCAAACCAACACUGUUAACAAUGCCGAAGAUAUGCUUUCUACACUCAAGAUGCAAUACCUUGAAGCUUUAUAUAUAUCAAAGACAUCCGUGGCCUACUUUGCAAAGGGUCCUCUCACGCGUGCUCGAGCCGCUUUCCAGAAUCCAGAUGAUGCAUCAUCUAUGAGGCCAACGGUAUUGUAUCACUACUAUCGUUCUUGUAUUAUCCCUAUGAAAAAAAUGGAUGCGAAGUACAGGGAUUCCUUGCCAAGAAUAGUAGCAGAUAUCACCCAAUCCCAGUCUGAUGGUGAUAAGAUUGCACCUGCAAAGAAGCGUAAGAGCAAGAAGAAAACUAUUGGCAAGGACGGUUUAUAUGCAGGCGAAGAGGAGUUCAUUUCCAAGUGGUGGAAAUCUGUCUAUGAAACCAACUCGUUGGUAGAGAAGUCCGCGUUGGAAACCCAAAGGAAGAGGCUGAUCGAAGACAUACGUAUGAGAGAGACCCAGUUGCAAAUCCUCUUGAUCCUAGAGAUAAUGCUUCUAGAAGGAAGUGUUGGCAGCCCGGCCGAACUUGAUGACGAAAAUAUGGAAAAGCCUAAAAAGGCCAUCAAAAAGGCACACGAUAUGGCUACGGCAUUGGAAUUACUUCUGGACAGAUUGUGCAUUUGGCAUACAGUGAGCUCCCAUGACUUCGCGAUUGCCGUCAAUUCAGCCAAGGUGGCCACUGGACCCGGGAAACCAAAUAAUGAUAAGCUCCGUGAUUUCUGCACUGAGGUCAUUAUCCCUUUCUAUUCUGCCCGCCUCCCUGAGAAAUGUCAGGUCAUAAAUCGCAAACUAGGAGGCCCCGCCAUCUCAUCACCUGCUAGGCCUAAUCGUUCCAACCAGAAACAUUCGACAAAUCCAUUAUCAAAAUCCGCCAAGGGACAACCGUCGAAGAGGACUCUACAGCGCGUCAGAACUGACGAGAAGAUACCUGCUAGGGCAAAAGUCCCCAGCCUGGCGCGGAAUAACACUGCUCCUGCUACUGCAGAGGUGAAACGUGAGAGUAAUGACCGGUUGUCGUUUUCCACCUCUAUAGGCGGGAGGGGUGACAUUCAGAAACCGAAACGAGCCAAUAACCGGGAGGUGGAUCUUGAGGCCGUGGCCAAACAGCACGAGUCGAAGUUGAAGAGGAUGAAUCUUUUAGUGGACCAGAAACGUGAGUUGGAUGCAGCUAUCAAUGCCCUCAGAAAACCCAACAGAGAGCUUGCGGUGAGGGAUUUCGUCGAGUCUGCGGAGAAGAGAUCAGCGUCAUCGGCAGCCUCCCAUCCUAGGAAGCAAAAGAAUCCCACCCGAAAUCCUUUUGCUCAAGGAGUACAGGUUAUGGCGACGCCGAAGGGGCCGCGCAACAAAGACUGCGGAUUUGCCGACUUGCCGUCCUUGCCCAAGGCAUGGAAACAGUCAAGGCCAACCGUCAUGGCAAGCCCGAUACCUGAUCCUGAUACUCAGGUAGUGCCAUCGUCAAGUACCCGCCCUUCAAACUCAGGCAUGUUACCUAAGAGCCAGCCUAUUCUGAACUUCUCAAGAACAGAAGACCUCGUUCACGAAACACCGUCCAAACCCUCUUCAAACGGGUUGAAACCAAGUGCCACCUCUAACCCCAUGGAGAGCGGCAUAGAGGCAGAGCUGAGUCCUAUUUUGGCCCGCACAUCGAAACCUUGCUCUUACAAAUCUAGCUCUAUAAAAUUUGGCCUUGACACCUCCGCACAUUCUACAUCGGCUGAAGUGGGUGAAACUCCCCCUAGACCGAAGCAGAUGAUGUUUGUUAGCGAAUCGACGGUGCCUAGACGAGUUGACUUUAUGCAGCCAAGUACUCCCGCUAAAGGUAGUGUGCAGCAUAACAUCCCUGUCUCGACACCCCUGCGCCAGCGGGCAGGUGAUGACGCGAACAGAACGAUUAACGAAACCCCUGAAAAGUCGAUAUAUGAACGAUUGGGAUGGAAAAUGAUGAUGACGAUGACGAUGAAUUAG